Anopheles aquasalis is the source of this 1290-nucleotide messenger RNA. RefSeq lists its product as uncharacterized. The record is from RefSeq and is a predicted model, not a curated record. Lineage: Eukaryota; Metazoa; Arthropoda; Insecta; Diptera; Culicidae.
UCCGAAAGAUAAACAGUGUCCAAAAUGUCGUCCACUAUCACGGUUCCCGAAUACGUCCGUCAGCGAGUGCUGAUCGUUGCAAGGCAGCAAGGUUUCGGAAAUAAUCCGACUAUAACCUACGAGCCGGGAUCGAAAACGGGCGAUGGUUACAUCGGACUAAUCGUGCGCGCUAGGCUCACCGAAACAAAACCAACGGCACGAUCACCGCUAUCGAUCAUCUGCAAAUUUCCACCGGAAGAUCGUCAGCAACGCGAACAGUUCAAUGCGAUGGUGCUAUUCGAGCGGGAACAUUUCAUCUAUCAACGAGUUUUGCCAGCGUUCGAGGAGCUUCAGCAGGAGUAUGGCCUUAGCGGACAAGAUGGCCGGUACUUUGGUAACUAUCCCAAGUGCUAUCACACGUACUGUGACACCGAGCGAGGUGAGGCUGCCCUGAUUUUGGAAGAUUUAACCGAUCCUGACCGUCCGGCGCUUACGAUGCUUAAUCAGUACGAUCGAGUGGAUUACGACCAUGUGCGGGUGCUUAUGCUGGCACUUGGCAAGUUGAAUGCAUGUUCAUUCGCCCUAAAACAGCACCGUCCUAAGCUGUUUGCAGAGCUACAACGACUCAACGAUCUUCUGUCGAUCGUACUCGACACGGAGCAGAUGGCACCAUUAACGCCACGUCACUGCAUGCUGGCAGCAUCGGCGUUCCAGCCCAGUGAACAGCCCCCGGAUCAUCGUGCAGAGCUGCUCAACCUGGCCACCGAUAUGUGGCGUCGAACUGGUGCCCAUAUCGAUGGUAAACGCGCAGAACCAUAUGCCGCACUAAACCACGGAGAUUGCUGGACGAACAACGUUAUGUUCGGAUACGAUGCUGAAGGCUACGUCAAAGAUAUUUGCUUGCUGGACUGGCAAAUGGCUCGCUAUAGCUCACCGGUGCUCGAUUAUGUGCUUUUCAUCUAUCUUUGCGGAGAACGGGAACUUCGACGGGACAAGUUCGAUUCCCUUGUCCAAACGUUUUACGAUUCCUUCUCCAAUACGUUACGCCAUCUGGGAGGUGAUCCCGAACGAUCCUUACCCAGGGAUGAGCUAGACAAACAAGUGAAACGUUUCGGCCGUUUAGCACUGGCAAUGGGGACGUACGCGUUACCAAACUUUGCUCAGCUUCCGGAAGAAAUAAGACAGAAUCCCGAAGCGCAUAAAAACGAUGUACGUCUACAGAAUUAUCAUCAAAUGAUGCGCGAGCUCAUCGAAGAUACAGCAGAAUUUGACCAUUUCACCCCAAUAUGCCGAUAAUAAAUGUAAACAAAA